CAUCGUACGCAGACUACCGCCACCUUCUCCCCGGUCCCCACUUUCCCAUCCCCAUUUAUCCGCUGUCCAUUCGUCCGCUCUCAGACGAACCAAGGACUAAUUUCUGAGAAAUUGUGAGGACACUACAAUGAAAUCCCAUUAUUGGAUGAUUUUCCAUGUCGGUCCUUUUCUUCUUUUCCUCGUGCCGGGAGGUAUGUCAUCCGAAGCGGAGCACAAGCUGUUCUCUGUCAUCUUCUCCAAGUACAACCAGUACAUCCGACCGGUAGCCAACGUCUCCGAUCCGGUCAUUGUGCAGUUUGAGGUGUCCAUGUCCCAACUGGUGAAAGUGGAUGAAGUGAAUCAGAUCAUGGAGACCAAUUUGUGGCUGAGGCAUAUUUGGAAUGACUACAAACUUAGGUGGGAUCCCAAGGAGUUUGGAGGGGUGGAGUUCAUCCGAGUGCCUUCAAACCGAAUCUGGAAACCGGAUAUUGUUCUCUACAAUAAUGCAGUGGGGGACUUCCAGGUGGAUGACAAGACCAAAGCUUUGCUACGCUACAAUGGUGAUGUGACCUGGAUCCCACCUGCCAUCUUUAAGAGUUCUUGCAAGAUCGACGUCACCUACUUCCCCUUCGACUACCAGAACUGCACCAUGAAGUUUGGCUCCUGGACGUACGACAAGGCCAAGAUUGACCUGGUCCUGAUUGGGUCCACCAUCAACCUUAAGGACUUCUGGGAGAGCGGGGAGUGGGUGAUCAUCGAUGCCCCAGGCUACAAGCAUGACAUCAAGUACAACUGCUGCGAGGAGAUCUACCCAGACAUCACCUACUCGCUCUACAUCCGCCGUCUCCCGCUCUUCUACACCAUCAACAUGAUCAUCCCCUGCCUGCUCAUCUCCUUCCUGACCGUGCUGGUCUUCUACCUGCCCUCGGACUGUGGCGAGAAGGUCACCCUGUGCAUCUCGGUCCUCCUCUCACUGACCGUGUUCCUGCUGGUCAUCACCGAGACCAUCCCCUCCACCUCCCUGGUAAUUCCGCUCAUUGGCGAGUACCUGCUCUUCACCAUGAUCUUCGUCACGCUCUCCAUCGUCAUCACCGUCUUCGUGCUCAACGUGCACUACCGCACUCCCAAGACGCACACCAUGCCCCGCUGGGUCCGCGGCAUCUUCCUGGGCUUCCUCCCAAAGGUGAUGUUCAUGACCCGGCCCGAGAGGGACCCCGCCAAGCUGGCCUCCUCUGCCCAGUUCCUGCCUCCCCCGCCCUGCGCCCUGCACACCGCCGGCUCCCUCCAGCCCCAGAAGCAGAAGAACCUGAACUCUGGCCUCCACCCGCGGCAGUGCCUGCUGAUCAGCACCGAGCUCUCCAACCUCAACAAUCUCAGCGGGGACCCUGCCAAGGCCGGCACCGGCUUCCUGUGCCGGGAGGGCCGCUGCAACUGCUGCUGGCGCCAGAGGACCACCAAACUGCCAGUGGAUGGCGGCGGUGGAGGGACCAUCGCUGGAGCAGGAGGAGGAGGAGGAUGUGGUGGUGGUGAAGGAAGUCCUUGCUCCAGUUCAGAGUCCUUGGAUGGAGGGAUCUUGACCCUCACUGCCCUCUCACCAGAGGUGAGGGAGGCCAUUGAGAGUGUGAAGUACAUCGCAGAGAACAUGAGGCUGCAGAAUGAGGCUAAGGAGGUGCAGGAUGACUGGAAGUAUGUCGCCAUGGUGAUUGACAGGAUCUUCUUGUGGGUGUUCAUUUUGGUGUGCAUACUGGGAACUGCCGGGCUGUUCCUCCAGCCCCUCCUGCUGGGAGAGGAUGUAUAACGCACUCUGACUGCAUAUUAACUACGAUCCGAUCACCCAAAUCAUUAGGAUUUAGAAUAAUUUGGAGGGGCUGUGAAGAGAAAAACCGGACCUGACAGCUCUCCAAAAUUUUGUUAACAGGCUGGCUUUGCUGUAGAGGUGAGCUGCAAUCAACUGUUCAGUGUCAUGUGAGUGGACAUGCGUUAUCUAGGAUGCUGAAUUGAUGUGGUGAGCUUUUUAGCAUUCUGAUGUUCAAGAAAGAAACAUCUACAAUUUCACUGUACUAUAUUGUAUCUGUAAAUAGAUUUUUACACUGAUCCCCCCUCCACUGAAGUUCCAGUCCCUUUACUCAAGCAAGAAUAGAAACUCUGUACCUGAGUUAUCUUAUUUUAUUUAUUUUUUAAAUCCGAGCCCAGUCCUAAAUGCUUGUGAUGUCAAAGUCAACAUUUCUCUGUGUAAAUGGCCCAUUGGCAUAACCCCCUCCCCCCAACCACCUCUGCCCUGAAAAAAA
Anguilla anguilla (European eel) is the source of this 2267-nucleotide messenger RNA. Its product is annotated as neuronal acetylcholine receptor subunit alpha-3-like. NCBI's taxonomy places the organism in Eukaryota, Metazoa, Chordata, Actinopteri, Anguilliformes, Anguillidae. Gene Ontology annotation, biological process: signal transduction; monoatomic ion transmembrane transport; chemical synaptic transmission. The coding region runs from base 128 to 1777 and encodes 549 amino acids. Gene Ontology annotation, cellular component: postsynaptic membrane; synapse; neuron projection. The transcript is spliced from 6 exons. Gene Ontology annotation, molecular function: transmembrane signaling receptor activity; acetylcholine-gated monoatomic cation-selective channel activity. The record is from RefSeq and is a predicted model, not a curated record.